Molecule: messenger RNA, 501 nt
Organism: Moneuplotes crassus
Lineage: Eukaryota; Ciliophora; Spirotrichea; Euplotida; Euplotidae
Source: the annotation of a GenBank genome assembly
AUGUACAUCAAGACUCCGGUUGAUAGGAAGGACUUCCCCAUCAGGUGCCCGAUCCUAGACUGAAGCGAGCACAUCCCUGAUUCUAACAUCGAAAGGAUUUGUGAGAAAGAUAUCUAUCAAAAAUAUUUAAGAUUCCAGCUUGAUAAUUUUGUAGAGCUGAAUCCUCACAUGUUCCGUUACUGUCCGAGCCCAGACUGCCAAUAUGUAUUCAAAUGGAGCCCAAAGUCUAGUUCUUGUAAGCAUUCAUGUCCUUCUUGUGCAAAGACUUAUUGCUUGAGGUGCAAAGUACCUUGGCAUGAAGGAUGGACUUGUAAAGAGUUCUCCCCUAUCAAAAAGGCAAGUGCUAAUGACCAGAUGUUCUACAAGCUUGCCAAAGAGAGUAGCUUCCAGCAAUGAAGCAGGUGCAAGUUCUGGGUCCAGAAGAAGGCUGGAUGCAACCACAUCACUUGUAAGUGUGGAUAUGAGUUCUGUUAUAUGUGGAGGAAGGCACAGAGAAUGUAG